AUGAACCCUAGCGGUGCAAAUAUGUAUUCUGCAACAACUGGCAGAACUGAUAUUCUGAUAUCUGCUAGAGUGUCUCAUUCGCAAUCCUCCAUUAAACUCUUUAGAUCAUACACUAUCCCAAUUUCAAUCAAAAAAAGUUCAAGAGAUUUGAAUUUUACUCAAAGGAUCAGAGAAAGACCUCCUCUAUUUCAUCCACAAUUGCCAGUUUUAUGCAAAUCAAAAACCACGUUGUCUGCGCAACGUGAUAAUAGUAGAACUUCCGGUGAAGAGGAUUUUGUGACUAGGGUUUUGAAGGAAAACCCUAGCCAGGUGGAACCCAAGUAUUUGGUUGGUAAUAAACUGUGUACAUUAAAGGAAAAAGAACAAUUGGAAAAGAAAGGAUUCGAUGGUGGAGUUUUUGAGAUUUUGAAAAGGUUGAAUUUGAAGGCAUUGUCAAAGAAAGAAGGUGAUGCGGGUAAAGAUGAAAAUGUUGUCCAGACUGACAAUGUUUUUUUGAAGGAUAUUUUGAGGGAAUACAAAGGGAAACUUUAUGUUCCUGAGCAGCUUUUUGGGGCGAACUUGUCAGAGGAGGAGGAAUUUGACCAGAAUCUGGAGGUGUUGCCGAAGAUGACUUAUGAGGAUUUUCGGAAAAACAUGAAGAGCGAUAAAAUAAAGUUGUUGAGUUUCAAGGAAAGUAUUGUUGUUUCUUAUGGGAUGAGAGAUUUCAUUGUGGACUUGAAGGAAAUCCCCGGUGACAAAAGCUUGCAGAGAACUAAGUGGGUGAUGAGACUGGAUGAGAACCAAGCACAGGCUGUCUUGGAGGAUUACACAGGCCCGCGAUAUGAGAUAGAGAAGCAAAUGAUGUCUUGGGUGGGAAAAGUGCCAGAAUAUCCAAAUCCAGUGGCAUCUACAAUAUCCAGCAGAAUGAUGGUAGAGCUUGGAGUGCUUACUGCUGCAAUGGCUGCAGCUGCAGUUGUUGUUGGAGGGUUCCUAGCUUCAGCAGUAUUUGCAGUGACCAGCUUCGUCUUCGCCGUGACUUUAUAUGUGGUGUGGCCUAUGGCUAAACCAUUUCUUAAGCUUUUGUUUGGUCUUGUCUUCAGUAUUUUAGAGAGAGUUUGGGAGAAUUUUGCUGAUAUUGUCAGUGAUGGAGUCUCCAAGUUGUAUGAAAUUUACACAUUUGGUGGUGUAUCUGCCAGUCUUGAGAUGCUUAAACCAAUCAUGCUUGUAUUUUUAACUAUGGUUAUUCUUGUACGUUUUACUCUUUCUCGAAGACCUAAGAACUUCAGGAAAUGGGAUAUAUGGCAAGGCAUUGAAUUUUCUCAAUCUAAACCCCAAGCUCGUGUGGAUGGUUCAACUGGAGUUACAUUUAAUGAUGUGGCAGGGAUUGAGGAAGCAGUGGAAGAGCUCCAAGAGUUGGUGAGGUAUUUGAAGAAUCCAGAACUAUUUGAUAAAAUGGGGAUAAAGCCUCCACACGGGGUUCUUUUAGAGGGUCCUCCAGGAUGCGGCAAGACCCUGGUCGCCAAGGCCAUUGCUGGUGAAGCUGGUGUUCCAUUUACCAAAUGGCUGGGUCCGAAUUUGUUGAAGUUUUAG
Ilex paraguariensis (yerba mate) is the source of this 1569-nucleotide messenger RNA. NCBI's taxonomy places the organism in Eukaryota, Viridiplantae, Streptophyta, Magnoliopsida, Aquifoliales, Aquifoliaceae. The record is from the annotation of a GenBank genome assembly.